Molecule: messenger RNA, 1344 nt
Organism: Stereum hirsutum FP-91666 SS1
Lineage: Eukaryota; Fungi; Basidiomycota; Agaricomycetes; Russulales; Stereaceae
Product: cellulase CEL6B
Exons: 9
Coding region: 1-1344 (447 amino acids)
Biological process (GO): cellulose catabolic process
Cellular component (GO): extracellular region
Molecular function (GO): hydrolase activity, hydrolyzing O-glycosyl compounds; cellulose binding
Source: RefSeq, a predicted model, not a curated record
AUGUUCAAGUUCGCGUCUCUCUUGGCUUUCGUGACGCUUGCGUCGUCUGUCGCCGCACAGGCUCCUAUAUACGGUCAGUGCGGAGGUCAGGGAUGGAGUGGGGCGACGGCUUGCGCUGCCGGCUCCGUUUGCACGUACUCGAACGACUACUACUCCCAGUGCCUCCCCGGCGCUGCCUCGUCGACCACGGCUCCUGCAUCCACCGUCUCCGUCCCGACAUCCACUGCCUCCGGCACCUCCUCCGCUCCCUCCUCGACUUCCACCGCUGCUGCCGGCAACCCCUUCGAGGGCUACGAGAUCUUCGCUUCGCCGUACUAUGCUGCUGAGGUCGCCGCUGCUGCCGCCAACAUCACAGACUCUACUUUGGCGGGCAAGGCAGCUUCUGUGGCGAACAUCCCAACGUUCACUUGGUUCGACCAGGUCGCGAAGGUGCCGACUUUGGGGACAUACCUCGCCAAUGCUACGGCGUUGCAGACGUCUUCAGGAUCGAAGCAGAUUGUCCCGAUUGUGGUUUACGAUCUUCCGGACCGUGACUGUGCUGCUUCCGCUUCGAACGGAGAGUUCUCCAUCGCCGACAACGGUGAAGCCAACUACAAGGACUACAUUGACCAGCUCGUCGCCCAGAUCAAGCAGUACCCCGAUGUCCGUGUCGUUGCGGUCAUUGAGCCCGACUCCCUUGCGAACUUGGUCACCAACUUGUCCGUCGAGAAGUGUGCUAACGCUCAGACGACUUACCUCGCCUGCGUGAACUACGCUAUCGAGCAGCUCGCCACCGUCAAUGUUUACAUGUACCUCGAUGCCGGACAUGCUGGAUGGCUCGGGUGGCCCGCUAACCUCUCGCCCGCCGCCACCCUCUUCACCCAAGUUUACCAAAACGCUGGAUCAUCCCCCUUCGUUAGGGGUCUCGCCACCAACGUUGCCAACUACAAUGCCCUCGUCGCCGCCUCUCCCGAUCCCAUUACCCAGGGCAACCCUAACUACGACGAGAGCCUCUACAUCAACGCCCUUGCCCCCGUCAUCCACUCCGCUGGCUUCCCCGCCCAGUUCAUCGUCGACCAAGGCCGUGCCGGUGUGCAGAACAUCCGUGCCGCCUGGGGUGACUGGUGCAACGUCAAGGGUGCCGGGUUCGGUACUCAGCCCACUACGGACACUGGCGACUCUUUGAUUGAUGCCAUCGUCUGGGUCAAGCCUGGAGGAGAAUGUGACGGAACGAGCAACAGCUCUUCGCCACGUUAUGACCCUCACUGCUCUCUCUCCGAUGCUACCAUCCCUGCUCCGGAGGCCGGUACCUGGUUCCAGACGUACUUCGAGACGUUGGUCAGCGCUGCGAACCCCGCGUUGUAA